CUUUCCAAACUUACUUUUGCAACCUUUCUUCUCCGUCCUCUCUCUCCCCUACCAAUAAGCAAUAUUUCCCCCAAAUUGUGAUCAUAAAAAAAAAAGAAGAAGCUAUAUUUCCCCCAAAUUUAUACUCUGUUUCCUGUACCUACAAACUGUGAUCAUCCCCGUUUUCAAAAUUCGGAGUUGUUGGUGGAAGAGGAAAUUAGCUUUUUCACGCAUAUAUACACCAAGUUCAUCUAGGCCGUUAAGCUCCAAAACCAUAUUUUAAUUUCUUGAAUAGGGUUUUGUUUACAAGGAUCCCCAAAUACUGAGAACAAACCAUUGAAAUUUCAUGCCAAUUUGCCCACAAAAUGCGAAUUCUUAAAUGGGUCGUCUUUUUUAUCCCGUAGGAUUUGUAUCUCGGUUAACCCUUUGACAAUGGGGGCUUUAACCAUCAACCGUAAGCGCGGUGAGGAUUAUAUCAAAUCCCGGGCUCUAUUUUCGCCCUUAUUUGAUCACUCAUACACUCACGUUUCCAAGAAGCCCCGGCUUCCAAAUUCCAUGAAUCAAAAUACCGUUGAUUUUGAUCGGCCCUUAUCCGCAAAAUCUGUGAAUUCGAGGAUCUCUGAGUACCCAGAUUCGAAACCGAGGUUCCGGAGGGAAGUUCAUGCCCCAAUUAGGAGUUACAGAUUUGGGUUUUCAGUAAGUAAGAAAAUUGAGUCUAGUUCUAGUUCUGAAGAAAGUAUAGUUGUUAGAAUGGGGAAUAUUUAUGGAACUCUUAAAUCAAGGUUAGAAGAGGCAAAAGUUAUUGCAAUGAAAACUUUCAGGUAUGUUGGGAAAGAGAAUGAAAAAGAAGUGAUUGAGAUUGAUGAUGAGAAGGAAAGGCAAGGUGAUAUAUCAGAGGAAUUGAGUGUUUCGGAGGUGGAGGUAGUGGAUUUUCCAACGAGCAAGUGGAAGGAGGGGAAUGAUGUUUUGAGAAAUUCACAGGAGCUUAAGGGGAAAAUGGUUGAAAAGAAUUUUCAGUCAUUAGAUUCUUCUGUUGUAUCGGAUGCAAGUUGUGUGAAUGUAAAUGUGGAUUCUACGGAAAAUAAGAUGGACUUAAGGCUGUUGAACCAGGAAUCAGAUAUGUCGGGGGUACCUGUUCACAGGAAGCUGUAUGAUUCUGCAAAGAAGAGGAAUGAUAAGCUGGGUAUUUUAGGUUUUGCCAUAGAGUUACAGGAGAAGAUCUUUCAAAGGCUUCAAUUAUUUCGGCCUCAGAGGAAAAUGGAAGAAACUAAGAAGCAGGUGCCGGAUGAAUGUUUUAAGCCUCUUACUGUGGAGGAAGAGGCUCAGGUUGCUUGGGCUUUGUCAAAUUCCAACAGGAGAAAGGUUUUGGUGAGUCAUAAGAAUUCUAAUAUUGAUAUUACUGGAGAAAUACUGCAGUGUUUAAAACCGGGGGCAUGGUUGAAUGAUGAGGUCAUUAAUUUGUAUCUAGAUUUAUUGAAAGAAAGGGAAAAAAGAGAGCCGCAGAAGUUCUUGAAAUGUCAUUUCUUUAGCACAUUCUUCUAUAAUAAGCUAAUUGGUGGUAGAGGUGGCUACAAUUUUCAAUCAGUUAGAAGAUGGACUACCCAAAAAAAGCUGGGAUAUAGCCUCUUGGAGUGUGAUAAAAUUUUUGUCCCUAUCCACAAAGAAGUACAUUGGUGUUUAGCAAUUAUAAACAAAAAGGAUGAAAAAUUCCAGUAUCUUGAUUCACUCAGAGGAGUUGAUGCAAAUGUAAUGAAAGUACUGGCCAAAUACUUUGUUGACGAAGUGAAGGACAAGAGUGGAAAAGACAUUGAUGUCAAUUCAUGGGAGCAAGAAUAUGUAGUUGACCUACCUGAGCAGGAAAAUUGGUUUGACUGUGGUAUGUUCAUGAUCAAGUAUGCCGACUUCUAUAGCCGAGAUAUAGGAUUAUGUUUCAACCAGGAUCACAUGCCAUAUUUUAGACAAAGGACAGUGAAGGAGAUUUUGAGGUUGACAGCCGAGUGAUGAACAAUGAACCUACUUAGCAUUUCUUUUGCCAUGCUGUACUAUCGAUUUUUAGAAGCCGAUGAUAUACACCAUGAGGCACUCUUUCCAUAGACAACAUGGAUAGCUUGUCUUAAUCAAGAUCGUGGCGAUUAUAUCCUCAAUUGCUGGCAUUAAUGUUUGUGAAACCCGACAAAGGAACUGGUGACUUGUUUACUUCUUCAUGAGCGCCUGUCUUGAGCAGUGAAACUGGUAUUUGCAGGGUUGAGUGUGAGAAGUGUUUUGCCGACAUUUUCUAUUCUUUUUUCACAUAUUUCUAAUGUUACAAUAUAGUAUUGUCUAGUGAACUCACAAUUGUAUUGCCAGUUAGAAAAUAUUUGGUUUAUGAUUGAAAUUAUGUAUUUCGUUUUGGUAACUUAGUAGUUCUAACUUGGUAUUUAACUUGGAAUCACAUCA
Molecule: messenger RNA, 2415 nt
Organism: Olea europaea var. sylvestris
Lineage: Eukaryota; Viridiplantae; Streptophyta; Magnoliopsida; Lamiales; Oleaceae
Product: ubiquitin-like-specific protease ESD4
Exons: 9
Coding region: 412-1980 (522 amino acids)
Biological process (GO): protein desumoylation
Cellular component (GO): nucleus
Molecular function (GO): deSUMOylase activity
Source: RefSeq, a predicted model, not a curated record